UUGGCCCCAUUAUCAAUCAUGCUGACUGACAAAUAGUGAAAAUAAGCUAUUUUCAGUGAGUUCCAUUAUCUACCAGGUUACUUUAUUGGGUUCGUGAGAUAUCAAACAAAACGUGAAGUAAAUGAAGUUGUAUGAUAAAAUAAGAUAAAAUAAUAAUUGUAUCGCAAACAACGAUAGAUAGUAUUACAUUACAUGAUGGAAAAUGUUCACCUAACAAUUUUUUAAGAGUAAAGAAAUUCAUCUGUGAUUAAUUGAUCUUUAAUGUUUUUUGAUGCUUCAUUUAAGUGUUGAGUUAUUUAUUGGUGUGCAAAAAUGGAUUUAAUUUCAUAUCUUGAAUCAUUAGAUUCACCAACACUGGAUACUGAUUAUGCUUUACAAAGUGACACUUCAGCUGCUCUACCAUUACCUCAGCCUUCAUAUCCGAACGAAACUCUUUCCCUUUUAGACACUUGUUGUUCCGAUGCAGAUACUGUUCAAAGUAACUUACUUGAUAUUGGUGAAUUUAAUAAUCAAAGCAAUGAAGGGCAACAGUUUUUUGAUUCAUCAAUAGAGAAUUGGUUCAGCUCUAAUGAUUGCAACAACCCAUCAGAUAGCUUGUACGCUAUUGAAAGCAUAAAUUCGUCCACAUUGGAUACAGACCAUUCUUCACAAUGUGAUACUUUAGCUGUUCAACCAUUACCUAGGCCUUCAUAUCCAAAACGAAGUCUAGCUCUUUUGAAAGCCUUUUGUUCCGAUGAAGAUACUGUUAAAAUCUAUCUACAAAAUGAUGAUUUGAAUAACUACAACAAUGAAGGACAACAAUUUUUUGCUUCACUAAUAAGAAAUCUUAAUUCUUUCAUGCAACAUUGUCCCAAUUCCACUGACCCAAACAAACCCUCCGAUCGCAUGAGUAUUAUUGAAAACCUAUCUCCAGUUCCAGUUCCUAUUUCAUCAUACUUAUCUACUGAUCCACUGGCCGUUGAUUCUCUUCUCCUGUACCCCAAUUACAAUGAUCUAAAAUUGAAUUUUAUAUUUCUCAUUAAACGUGGAUACAAAUUGAGCUUGUCAUUAAACACGGAUAAUAGUGAAAUUGAUGAGCCAUGGAAUCCUGAUGUUGGUCAAAAAAUCCUGUCUGUUUAUUUUUCUUCAUUGAGUUUGAGAAAUGAAUACUUGUCCAAUGAUGCAAAACUAGAUGGGUUUCAAUCAAUUUUGAUGAAUGAAGCGUGUUCCGCAUUUAAGGGUAGGAAAUGCUUGAAUUUAUUUGCAAAUUUGUAUGACAGGACGCGAUCAAAAGCCAGUCCAGAUAAACUUAUUUCAAUAUGUAAUGGAAUUAAAGGAUUCAGAAAAAUUGAAACCAUCGAUAAAAUGAUUCUGCUAUCCAACAUAUAUUAUCAUCUUCACAUUAUGGACGCUGUUAUUAACUACGAUCCGACAAUUGACGGCUGGGAUUAUCCAGCAUCUGACGUCAAAUAUGAUCGACGAGACACGUUUCUCUUCAGUCAAUCUUUUCAUGAUGGACUUAAUUACGUAAUCGAAACCUUUCCCGAUCGAUUCAGAAACGAUAUCAAUGCCAUUAUUCUCAUGUAUCUAAUCGUUAUUUUCAAUGGUGACAUAACCGGAUUGAAACAUCCCGAAAUGAUCAGAUAUGAACAAUUCUCAUACAUUUAUUUACUUCGACGUUAUUUGCGGACAAUUUGUGAAUCUGAUUGUGAAGCUUCAGACAAUUUCUACAGAUUGAUGGUUAAAACUGAACAGAUGAGACUUUUAGCCAGAAAAGUCAAGAAGGAUUUCUUGCUUCUGUUAAAUGAGCCGUUGGUGGAAACAAUAACGAAAUCAAUUAAACUUCGAGUGCCUAAAAUUAUCCCUCAAAUUUUGCAGGUGCAACAUAUGAAUAUAUUAAUAUAAAUAAAAAUUGUUGAUUUACGCAGUUCUUAUCACGUCAAUGCACUGUUCACGGUUGAAUUUAAUCAAAAAAAUGAAGAGGAUUGCAAAAGUGCCCUGUUUUUCAAUCAGAUCUAUAAAGAGCUGCAUGCUGAUGUUAAAAAUUAACUUCAUUUUCUUUAUAGUGUAUAUUGCUCAAAAUUCAGAGGGAAACUGCAGAUUUUGCAGAAGCCAACCGAUUUUUUGCAUAGAGACAUCAAGCAGUAUACGGUUUAAAUUAUCAAUUUUCUUUCAUAUUUUUUGUGAAAUGAGCCACUUAAUUCCUUCACUUUUGCUUAAUCUGUUCACCUUCCUUCAUUAAUCUACGAUUUUGUGUUCUCCUGCUGCAUUUAUUAGUAAUAUCAACACAUCAAGUUUGAAGCAUCAUGAGCACUCCGAGUGAUGAACAACUUUCUGGCCCAUCAAAUAGUGAUUUGUUAAAAGUUAGACCUCCAUCGUCCAUGACUAAUUCAAGUCUACCAAAGAGGCAUUCAAGGACAUCGAGUUUCUCUUCGAUAACUAGUGAUAAAAUUAUGUCAGCUACCAAAUCGGUGCCUGUGUCAACAGAAAUUUUGAACCCGAAUUCUGAUGAUUUAACUGUUGGUGACUGUAUUUGCGUUAAUGGAACAAAAUCUGGUAUUAUCAAAUUCCUUGGUAGUACAAGUUUUGCUCCUGGUAAAUGGGCUGGAGUUGAAUUAGCUGAUGCUUCUGGUAAAAAUGAUGGAUCUGUUAAUGGAGUUAAAUAUUUUACUUGAGAGCCCAAACAUGGCUUAUUUGUCCGUCCACAUCGUUUAACUUUAGACCCUAUUACACCUCCAGAGAAACCAUCGUCCACCGUAACAUCGCCAUCUCCAAUCAGUGAUGGCUUCAAAUCAUCAACUAAUCUCAUAACCAGUGUAACAAGCACCACUUUCGCUUCAUCAAGAAUCACAUCUUCAUCAGCCUCGAAUCUAAAAGUUGGUGAUAAAGUUAUGGUUAUCAAGUAAAGCCAAAGCAAGCUAAUCAACCAAGAACUAACAUUAGCAUGGUUAGACGGCCAAGUAUUAUAAUUUAUUAUAACUACCUCUAAACGCAGCGGAAUGGGUGACAGUCGAGAAUCUCUUGCAUCUAUUAACAGUACUAAUUCCCAUCGAUUGACCCGAUUAGGUUUUGGGAUGACUAGCAGCUAUAUGUGACCAAUGACAGACUCGCUAUCUUAAAACUAUUGAUGAAUUCAAUUUGAAAUUGAAGAGAAACCACGAUGAAAUGGAUAAAAUGAAAAAAGAUUUGAACCGGAUGAACGUAGAGUCCAAGAAACAUCAAUAUGGAUGAGAUUAUUAAACAGACAGUAAGCAAUAACGGUCAAUUGUAUACUAAUGGAUAAUUUACACAAAAGUGGAGAUGAAAGAAGGAAAUUAGAAGGUAAUCUCAACUCUUUAAGAGAUAAGCUCGAACGUGAAGAGGUGGAUUCUGAAAUGGUGAAGAUGAAAAAAAUGAUCCAGGAUAAGGAAGCCAAGGAAGUGACUUUGAUAAAUAAAGAAACGCAAUUGACUGAAUAAACCAUUACUUCACUGGAAAGACGUAUUGAUGAAUUGCUCAAAGCAAGUGGAGAUAACAGUGAACACUUAACUGAGGUGAAUCGGGAAUUGAA
Messenger RNA from Tetranychus urticae (two-spotted spider mite), 3529 nucleotides. The record is from RefSeq and is a predicted model, not a curated record. NCBI's taxonomy places the organism in Eukaryota, Metazoa, Arthropoda, Arachnida, Trombidiformes, Tetranychidae.